UGGGAGGUAAUUAAGAUGAUAGGGCCAGGACACACUCAACAUGGCUGCCGCGCGCCGGGCGCCCGCCAUAUUGAGUGUGGCAGGCUUCCUCUUUGCUCCAAAGUUCAUUUUAAAGGCGAUUUUUCUGCCUUCGGAGGUGCUUUUCCAGCCCAGGUCUUCUGGGAGCCGCCCACCCAACUUCAACCGUCUCAAGCCUCUUUGGACCUUUUCUUCUCCAGAUGUGCCGGACUCCAAUGCCCAUCAUGCUGCGCAGCCUGGGAAGAUGGAAAUUUUGCACAUCUGAAUAAAUUAGCAAGAUUGCAGGCCUCAAGGCAGGAAUCUUGGAUGGCGCAGGAAAGACGGAGGUCCGUUGGGCUGCCCGCCCCGUGCAUCCUGGGCAUUGAUCUGGGCACCACAUCCGUAAAGGUGGUCCUGGUGGAAAAAACGAAUAACGGCCCCACCCUGGUUGCCAGCUGCACCAAGCCGGUGCAGGCCGAUGUGCGCAUCAAAGAGGCUCAGUUGCGGGAGAACGAGCAGGAUGUCCACAGAAUCAUUGAAGCUUUGAACGGUUGCCUAGCGUCUUUUUCUCUGGCUUUUGUGCAAAGAGUUUGCUGCAUUGGUGUUUCUGGACAGAUGCAUGGGGUGAUGUUUUGGGAAGCUGGGAAAGGUUGCACAUGGACUGAAAAUGAAGGCCGGUGGACUUUUCAGCCAGACAAAGCCAGUCAGCUGAUCACCUGGCAAGAUGGCCGCUGCAGCCCCCAAUUCCUGUCUUCCCUCCCUCCGCCUCAGUCGCACCUCAGCGUGGCUUCUGGGUACGGCUGUGCCACCAUCUUCUGGCUUUUAAAGAACAGGCCAGAUUUCCUGGAACCCUACACUGCUGCUGGCACCAUCCAGGACUACGUCGUGGCCAUGCUGUGCGGCCGGGAGAAGCCACAAAUGUCCGUGCAGAAUGCCGCCGCCUGGGGAUACUUCAGUACCAUAGAAAAAUCCUGGAACACUAAACUUUUGGAAGACUCUGGCUUUCCCAUCCAUUUGCUUCCUGAAGUGGUCGAUUCCGGUGACCUUGCGGGGGAAACCUGCCAGGCGUGGCACCGGGUCCCAGCCGGAACCAAGGUUGGGAUAGCCCUGGGAGAUUUCCAAUGCUCCGUUUACUCUUGCCUGUCUGAAGACAGUGACGCAGUUCUCAACAUCAGCACCUCGGCCCAGCUGGCGGUCCCCCUGCCACCCGGGUUCCAGCCUGUGGAGGCUCCUGAUCCAAGGUCACCCGUGCAAUAUUUCCCGUAUUUUGACAACCGGUAUCUGGCGGUGGCUGCUUCGCUAAACGGCGGAAACGUGAUGGCUGCGUUCGUGAAGAUGGUGGCUGGAUGGAUGGCUGAGCUGGGGCUGGAAGUCUCCGAAUCCGAUGUCUACCGGCCGAUGAUCGAGGCCGGGCUGAGCCAGGCCGAGAGCCGUCUCCGCGUCUGUCCCACCCUCUUCGGGGAAAGGCACGCGCCCACCACUCUGGCUUCGGUGACGGACAUCGCGGCCUCCGACAUGUCCCUGGGGCACGUGGUCCGGUCCUUGUGCCGGGGGGUGAUCCAAAACCUGCACUCCAUGCUCCCUUCCGGGAACCUGAAGGAAGCCGGGGCCAAGCGGAUCGUGGCCAGCGGGAGCGGGCUGUGCCGGAACGAAGUGAUGAAGCAGGAAGCGGAGAAGGCCUUUGCGCUCCCCGUGGUCCACGGCCAAGUCGCCGAUGCCGCCUUGGGGGCGGCUUACGUGAUGCUGAAGAGGAAUCAGCAGAGGGACCUUGGAGGUCAUCUAGUCCAGCCCUUUGCUCGAGCAGGAGACCCUGUUCCCCUUUCAGACAAGUGACUGUCCAGUCUCUUCUUAAAAACCUCCAGGGCUGGAGCAUCCACCAGCUUUGAAGUCAAGCCAUUCCGCUGAUAAAUUAGGAUAAAAUAGAAUAGAAUAGAAUAAGGGAGAAUAGAAUAGAAUAGAAUAGAAUAGAAUAGGAAUAGAAUAGAAUAGAAUAGAAUAGAAUAGAACAGUGGUUCUCAACCUUUUUA
Molecule: messenger RNA, 2024 nt
Organism: Crotalus tigris (Tiger rattlesnake)
Lineage: Eukaryota; Metazoa; Chordata; Lepidosauria; Squamata; Viperidae
Gene: SHPK
Product: sedoheptulokinase
Exons: 9
Coding region: 16-1830 (604 amino acids)
Biological process (GO): carbohydrate metabolic process; cellular response to lipopolysaccharide
Cellular component (GO): cytosol
Molecular function (GO): sedoheptulokinase activity
Source: RefSeq, a predicted model, not a curated record